Microthlaspi erraticum is the source of this 2745-nucleotide messenger RNA. NCBI's taxonomy places the organism in Eukaryota, Viridiplantae, Streptophyta, Magnoliopsida, Brassicales, Brassicaceae. The record is from the annotation of a GenBank genome assembly.
AUGGCUUCUCUAAUUUCGGCACUUCUUUUCACCCUUUUGUUCAUCUCUAACGCUGAAGCCCAUCCAAAACAUGGCUUCACCGUCGAUCUGAUCCACCGAGAUUCUCCCAAAUCGCCGUUCUACAACCAUGCUGAAACAUCUUCACAACGUAUGAGAAAUGCAAUCCACCGUUCGGCUCGAAGUCUACUCCAGCGCAACAACGAAAGUUCUUCACCAGAUUCACCACGAUCGGUUAUCACUUCAAAUCGCGGUGAGUAUCUCAUGAACAUAUCUAUUGGAACGCCUCCGUUCCCAAUAUUAGCGAUUGCAGACACAGGAAGCGACUUGAUCUGGACUCAAUGCAGUCCUUGUAAAGAUUGUUUCAAACAGAAGGCUCCACUCUUCGAUCCUAAAAGAUCAUCCACAUACAAAAAGGUUUCUUGUUCCUCAAGCCAAUGUCAUUCCCUAGAAGAAACCUCUUCUUGUCCUACCGGAAAAGACACUUGCUCCUACUCGAUGUCAUACGGUGACAAGUCAUACACCAAAGGUGACGUUGCCGUCGACACUGUGACACUCGGAUCUGCCAGCCGCCGCUCUGUGUCGCUCAGAAACAUGAUCAUUGGGUGUGGACACGAAAACGCGGGAACCUUUGACGAAAUGGACUCGGGGAUCAUCGGGCUUGGAGGAGGAUCUACAUCACUGGUCUCACAACUUGGGAAAUCUAUCAACGGCAAGUUCUCUUACUGUUUAGUACCUUUAACGUCUGAAACUGACCUAACGAGCAAAAUCAACUUUGGAACAAACGGCAUCGUUUCGGGAAAUGGAGUUGUGUCAACCCCUUUGGUCAAGAAACCUCCAACAACGUUUUAUUUCUUAACGCUAGAAGCCAUUAGCGUGGGUCGCAAGAAGAUUCGAGUCUAUAACAGCUCAAUCGGUGGAAGUAAAGAAGGAGACAUCAUUAUUGACUCAGGGACGACUUUAACUUUGCUGCCAUCCAAGUUGUAUCAUGAGCUCGAGUCAGCAGUUGCUUCUAAAAUCAAAGCAAAGCGAGUGCAAGAUCCUGAGAAACUCUUGAGUUUAUGUUACAAGAGCUCUAAUCUUAAAGUUCCACACAUAACUAUUCAUUUCAAAGGAGGUGAUGUGAAACUGGAUAACGUGAAUACGUUUGUGGAAGUGUCUAAGGAUUUGUAUUGCUUUGCCUUUGCUCCAACCGUCUCAAACUCUGAUUUCAACUACAUAAACUUUCAUUGGAUCCAAAAAUCGGUCUCGGACACAACAAUGACAAGACUUACACGAGAUUUCCGGGAUUCAUUACACAAAGAUGUUGUUCCAGCGAUAUCAGCAGAUGUGAAAUUUGCUUCAAGCAGAUUUCCUAAUUACAGAAUCGGUGCUAAUGACCAGAUAUUUGAUGUGAAAGAUGACCCUAAAGUGCUCUCGAUGAAAGAGGUUGUUGCGCGUGAGACAGCGCAGCUUAUGGACCAGCAAAAGCGUAUGUCUGUUCGUGACCUCGCUAAUAAGUUUGAGAAAGGCUUGGCUGCUGCUGCUAAGCUCUCAGAAGAGGCAAAACUCAAAGAAGCAACAUCCUUGGAGAAACAUGUUCUUUUAAAGAAACUUCGAGAUGCAUUGGAGUCUCUACGAGGACGUGUGGCAGGUCGAAACAAGGAUGAUGUAGAGGAAGCCAUUGCCAUGGUUGAAGCUUUAGCUGUUCAGUUGACUCAGCGAGAAGGAGAGCUGUUCAUAGAAAAAGCGGAAGUGAAGAAGCUGGCGUCUUUUUUGAAGCAGGCCUCAGAGGAUGCUAAGAAACUUGUUGAUGAGGAAAGAGCUUUUGCGCGUGCUGAGAUCGAGAGUGCAAGAGCAGCUGUACAAAGAGUGGAAGAAGCCCUGCGAGAACAUGAACAGAUGUCUCGAGCCUCUGGGAAGCAGGACAUGGAAGAUUUAAUGAAGGAAGUUCAAGAAGCUAGGCGUAUUAAAAUGCUGCAUCAGCCAAGCAAGGUAAUGGACAUGGAAUAUGAGCUUCGAGCGCUAAGGAAUCAGCUUACAGAGAAAUCUAAACAUUUUCUUCAACUACAAAAGAAGCUUGCAAUGUGCAGAAAGAGCGAGGAAAGUAUAUCUCUUUUAUAUGAAAUAGAUGGCACUGAAGCUCUAGGUUCUUGUUUACGAGUCAGACCUUGCUCUGAUGAUGCUCCUGAUCUUUCAAAAUGUGCGUUGCAAUGGUAUCGUUCAUCUUCAGAUGACAGCAAGAAGGAACUAAUAUCAGGUGCUACAAAAUCAGUUUACGCUCCCGAGCCUUUUGAUGUUGGACGAGCCUUGCAUGCUGAUAUCAUUUACGAUGGCCAUACGCUUUCAUUAUCCACAGUGGGAAAGAUUGAUCCAGCUGCUGGAUUGGGAAGCUACGUGGAGGCAUUAGUACGGAAACACGAUGUUGAUUUCAAUGUAGUUGUGACUCAGAUGAGUGGAGAAGACCAUACAUCAGAAUCUAUCCACUUGUUUCACGUUGGUAAAAUGAGGAUAAAGCUUUGCAAAGGGAAGACAGUGAUUGCAAAAGAGUAUUACUCUAGUGCAAUGCAGCUAUGUGGAGUGAGAGGAGGUGGAAACGCUGCAGCUCAGGCAGUGUAUUGGCAGGCGAAGAAAGGUGUGUCCUUUGUGGUAGCUUUUGAGUCUGAGAGAGAAAGAAACGCUGCGAUCAUGCUUGCAAGAAGAUUCGCUUGUGACUGCAAUGUGACGCUUGCAGGCCCAGACGACAGAACAGAGACGGGUCUUAACUAA